Molecule: messenger RNA, 1580 nt
Organism: Aphis gossypii (cotton aphid)
Lineage: Eukaryota; Metazoa; Arthropoda; Insecta; Hemiptera; Aphididae
Gene: TfIIEalpha
Product: general transcription factor IIE subunit 1
Exons: 7
Coding region: 177-1418 (413 amino acids)
Biological process (GO): transcription initiation at RNA polymerase II promoter; transcription open complex formation at RNA polymerase II promoter
Cellular component (GO): transcription factor TFIIE complex
Source: RefSeq, a predicted model, not a curated record
UCAAAAUACAUAAACUGUUUUCUGUAUUUCGUUUCCUUGUUUUAAUGUUUUAUUAUGAUUUUAAAACACCAUUAAAAAGACUCGGAAAUGAAGAAACUACUUAAAUUAAAUUACAUUUUAUUAUUUGAUAUUUUAAUAUAAUUUUAUUUUAUUAAGUUCAACCAACAUCUAACAAAAUGUCUACUGGAGAAGUUGUAAUGGAAGUGCCAACAAGCUUAAAACGUCUUGCACGAUUAGUUGUAAGAGGUUUUUACACCAUAGAAGAUGCACUUAUAAUUGACAUACUGGUUAGGAAUCCUUGUAUGAAAGAGGAUGACAUGUGUGAAUUAUUAAAAUUUGAAAGAAAAAUGCUUAGACAACGUAUAUCUAUACUGAGAAGUGAAAAAUUUUUACAAACUAGAUUGAGAAUGGAAACUGGUGCUGAUAGUAAGGCACAGAAAGUCAACUAUUAUUUUAUAAAUUACAAGUCUUUUGUGAACAUGGUUAAGUAUAAACUUGAUUGUAUGCGAAAGAAAAUGGAGACACAAGAACGUAAUGCAACAAGUCGAGCCAGUUUUAAAUGUGUACAGUGUUUUAAAACAUUUACCGAUUUAGAAGCUGAUAUGUUGUUUGAUUUUCAAACCAACGAAUUCCAUUGUACUUUUUGUGGGGAGUUGGUUGAAGAAGAUACUUCAGUUCUACCACAACAAGAUUCUCGUGUAAUGUUAGCUAACUUCAAUGAAGUUGUAGAACCUUUUUAUUCGAUACUCCGUGAAUUAGAUGGUAUCCGCCUUGCACCAGAACUUCUCGAACCUGAACCUACCCGUAUUUUAGGACUGGAAUCAGCAACAUCACAGUCUUCUGGCAGUAAACAAACUAAUGGUAUGGAACGAUGGGGACCUGAUAAAAUGCGAAAUAUGGAUUCGAAUAAUUCUAAAAUGGAAGUUACUAUUGGAGAAGACCUUCAAGAUAAUCGCCCAGUUAUUAAAGAACGGCCUAUAUGGUUAACAGAAAGUACUGUUGUAGAAAAUACUUCUACUCGGGAUUCAAUUGAAAUGGACACUAAAGAUCAAACUGAAGGAGCUCCAAUAGAAUUCACUCCUGAUGUAGAUAUAAUGACUGUCUUACUGCAACACGAAAAACGUGCUGAUCAAACUGAUGGGCCUGGUAAGAAAAGUGGUCAGGACGUGGAUUCAAGUGAUGAAGAUUUUUCAAAAACCAUAAAGAAUGAACCAUCUAUUGGUUCAGGGGUUGAAGAGCUAACAUCAGAAGAAGAAGAAGAAGAUGAUGAAGACGUACCUUUGGUCAGUGUGGCUGGGCGUCGUGUACCAAUAACAGAAGUAGUAAACAUGACUGAUGCCAUUAGUCAAAUGACUCCAUCAGAAAAAGAACAUUACAUACAAGUUUAUCAAGACUAUUUUUCUGCAUUGGGCGAUUAAAUGUUCUAUAAUGACAACUAGGUUGUGAUCUUAAAAUAUAUUGUAAUAAUAAUGAUUCAAUAUAAAUGUAUAUUUUGUUGUAAUUUUAAUUGAAUCCAUGUAUGUGGAGUAUAGGAAAUAUUAAUCAAUUUAUUGAUUGGAUUAUAUUAUAUUUUUAAAUUA